Physella acuta is the source of this 4252-nucleotide messenger RNA. Its product is annotated as SPRY domain-containing SOCS box protein 3. Gene Ontology annotation, cellular component: SCF ubiquitin ligase complex. Lineage: Eukaryota; Metazoa; Mollusca; Gastropoda; Physidae. The record is from RefSeq and is a predicted model, not a curated record. Gene Ontology annotation, biological process: proteasome-mediated ubiquitin-dependent protein catabolic process; intracellular signal transduction. Gene Ontology annotation, molecular function: protein binding.
GGGUGCUCACGCAGCUCGUGUCACACGUCAGGAUGUGGGGGUGAGUCCCCGGCAGGCCAGCCCAUGGUCGUGUGAGCUAGCGAUGUUCUUGGUCGUGUGAGGUAAAGAUGUUCAAACCUUAGGCCUUCAACACACUGUACCGCGGUGAUGGCGGGGCUCACAGGCUGUGGUGAUGGCGUGUGGCUCACUGCCAUGUGGCACCACUAACCAACGUUGUUUAAAACUUUGAAAAUGUUGAAAAUAAUUCAGGGAGUUGGUUAAUUCUAAACAAACCGUUAGCUAUAGUCUAUUAUUCUUGUGGUAUUUUCAUGGUUUGUUGUGCUGGCUAAAUUACGAGACUUGACAGAGUUUGGGCACUCAUUUCUAACACUCGUGUUCUGACAGAAGUGUUCUGACAGAAGUGUUCUGACAGUUGGUUCUAGCUGCCCAAAGUCUGGCCAACAGACAUCUGAACCUAGUCCGCUAUUAGAAUCAAUUAUCUGGCACUUAUCGAAAAUUGGGCAGCCACAUGGCACCAGAACCAGUCCUGGCCAUCUGCAUGCAAGAGGUCAACCCACAGGAGGACGACAGCUCAGUCAAGGUCACACAGCCGGACAGUCACGUGAUCCUUGGCAAGCUGGACAUCAGCUGUAGCGCCGGCUGGAGCUGGAACCAGCUGGACAGCUCCACCAAAGUCUCAGUCCUGGACGACAAGCUUGGGGUAACCUUCCACCCCCACUGGAGCAAUGGAACAGCCGGGAUCAGGGCAUCCGAGCCCCUGACUGGUGAGGUCAACUACUGGGAGAUCCAGGUGGGGGAGCGAGUCUUUGGCACCAGCCUCAUGUUCGGCGUCAGCACCCCCCGGGCCAGACUCGACACUAAAGAAUUCAAGAACUUGCUGGGUGAAGACGCCAACGGAUGGGGCCUGUCACAUAAAGGAAGGCUGUACCACAACGGUGUCUCCACGCCCUACUGCGCGCCCUUCAAGGAAUACACCCCAGUGUUGGUUGGUGUCCUGUUUCACCGUCUCAAGGGGGAGCUGAGCUUUUUCAAAGAUGGCGUCAACCUGGGUGUAGCUUUUACCGGCAUGAGCAGUGUCAAGGACGAUCUGUAUCCCACCAUCUGUUCUACUGCUGCCAAGACAACCAUGGCAGUGGGCAAGAGGCUAAGGUCAUUUCAUAACCUCCAGGACAGGUGUCGACAGGUCAUAGUCAACAGAGUAAAGAGGCGGGGGGCCAUCGCUAGCCUACCUCUGCCAGGCAAGGUUCGAGAUUACAUAAGCUAUGGUAUAACACAAGAUUACAUAAGCUAUGGUAUAACUGGCCACUAGAUUACAUAAGCUAUGGUAUAACUCACCACUUGAUUACAUAAUGAAUGGUAAUGCCACAUCAGUGGUAGGGAUGGACAGCUGUGAGCUAGUGUGAGUGUGUAUGAUGUCAGCUUGUUGUAACAUGCGACAUAUUUCACGUUCAUCAACCUACCAUCCACUGCCAUUUGUACUAUUGACUUCCUGUGGAAGUAUCAUCUUUUUCAUAAUUGUAUAUAAAAAACCCAAAGAAAAAACCCCACCUCAUUCUUAAUGAGCGCUUGUAAAAAAAGAUCCCGUUAACAAAAAGUAGGUCAGCCGUAAAGUGGCUGUAAAUCAAGAUGGCCGUGCUAGUCGCCGCUGUAGCCCGCCAUGUGGCAGACGAUGACGUGAAAAACAACAGAUGGAUGGCACGGCAGGAAAUCGAUACUGAGAAAAAUCGAUACCGUGAGUUGAAAAUAGCCUCGUUCCCAUAAGUCUAUUCUCAUGAGGGUUUUUUUUUAAAUUUAUUUUUUAAGGGAUGGAACAGUUUGGGGCCCAUUUCAAUCUUCACUAAAGUUUUUUUUUUUUUAAAUUUCACUAGCCCAGAGCUGUAGAAUCGGAUUGUUCGGCGAAUUAGAACCAGAUGAAGAUUGACUUGGUGGGGCGGCGCGACCCUCUAAAAGACACACAUCUCCUUAGUUCAAUACUAACUAGACUAAGUUUAUUUCGUGUUGUGCUGCCCACCAGCCCCUCCCAACUCCUUACCGUGGGGAUCAUUACAAUUAACGCACACAAUAGCACGCGGGUUACUCACGCACGGCCCGACGUCUGCACGUGCGGUUGCCACGCGCGGCUUUGUACUAACGGGACCAGGUGCUUGUAAUCCCCCGCUUUGUAUCCGCUCUAUCGUGCAACCUGGCACAUUAUGGCGACAGUCAGCCACACAUAGCACUAGCAGAUCUUACACGGGGGAAGUUGAACAUGGUGGGGGGGGGGGGGUCAUCAAAUGUGUGUAACCCCCCCCCUGAUUAUAGUCAUUAUAUGGCCUACACCCUAGAAUAAUUUUUUAAAAUAAAUUAGUCACUAAUGUAAUGUUUAUAGUUGGGGCCAUUAUGGCGAAAUUAGUAAAUCACAUUAUUUUUAGCAAAUUAAUUCCAAGAUUAUAUAGCCUACUUUGAUCAACGUGUAGCAUGUCAGUGUAACGAUCCACAAACAUAUUUUUAAACUGAGAAAUCAUUAUAUUUCAAUACCACAGAUAACACAUCACUUUCUUACCCCCACUAAAGUCCGCCACAAUUGACCCCGGACAUUGUCCAGAAAAUAUUUCCAAGAAUGCCCCAGCAGCCAAUGUAUUUGUGUUUUCCCUUUUGAGCAAGAUUUGUGUUGCUCUUUUAUUCAUGUACUUGUGGUUACCACAAUCGGAUGAGAAACUCUAGUCAACCCUGUACAUAGUCUGUACAAAAUGUGUACAAUCGUGUACAGAACAUCCAUUGAUUCAUGUUGCUUUCUUCCUCACCAUUCACUUUUCUUUUUAUUUGACCAAAAAGUUGUGAAAAACUUCCAAAUUUUUCAUCAACUAUUAAGUUUGUAUUUCAAAUUGACAACCCAUUAAAUUUGGUUUACACUACAGACAUCAUUUGUUGACACAUGAUGUAGGGGAGGUAACUUGUCAAUAUUUUUGAACCAAAACUCUAAUGAAUUAGUGUUAGUUAACAAGAUGCUAAAACAAUUUUGAAUAUUUUCCUGUACAUAACUGUCCCAUCAUACAUCACCCUGAAGGCGCCAAGGCCGGAUUCGUGCAAUAUUGUUGUAUCAUAAGCCAGUAAACUUACAUCUGGUGUAUUGUAAUCUUAGUGAAUGGGAUGUGCAAGUAUUUUAGUGAUGUAAAUAAGAUGUGCAAGUAUUUUAGUGAUGUGAAUGGGGUGUGCAAGAAUUUACUGAUGUGAAUGGGAUGUGCAAGUAUUUUACUGAUGUGAUUUUGACAUUUGAGAGCAUUAUUUUAGCGUGUAAGUGAUGUUGAACUGACAGAAUGAUGGUCCUGAACGUUGAUUGGAUAAUUGCCAUGGUUACAGAGAGACUGACUGAAACAUGCAUGAAUGGAAUGAGAUUUGACAUGAACUGUUAAUUAUUUAAAAUGAUUCUACUAAUUAUUUAUGGCCGGAACAGUGCAAUAAAAAAACUGUGGCAAGUCUGUACAUUGAUUAAUUGCUUGAUGUAAUUAUUGAUUACUUUAAUUUAUUUUAUUAUAUUCACAAGUGAUGCAAAGGUUGUGUUGAUUACAUAGAUAUUUCUAAACAGUAGAUGACAACGCAGCUCUAAAUUAAUAAUCUCGCACAUUUUUACAAAAGAAACAUUUCGUUUUUACAAUUAUUACAUUUUGAUUUAACCAAUUUAAUAAGGCUAUUCAAAGUACAAUUUAAUUUUAGUAUAAAUUAUUAGUUAAAAAUGUUUUUUUUUUUAAUUUAAAAUUAUUUAUUGUAUACAUAAAUUGAUGUUGGUGAUUAUACUUUUUAUGUAUAUUUUUAUUUGUAUGUGUACUGCUGUAAAUUGGAGGACCCAAAAUCUCAAUUGUGAAAAGUUUUAUGUAAAUAUUUUUGUCUUUUGAUUGCUUUUCUCAUACGUUCAGUGUUGUUUUAUUUCAAAUUAUUAUGUAAUCUGGAUAACUAUAGCAAAACAAUAUUUGGAUGACACCAAAAACAAAUGUUGGCUCAAAGUUCUAUUGUCAUACCGCAUCAAUUACAUUGGUCAGUGAUGGCAGACUAAUUGGGGGUAGUCAUUUCUAAAACACCAAUUUUAUUUCAAGUAACUUGAUUAUAAUAACUGUUUAUCAAACUGUUUUAAAUUUCUAAAGAAUCAAACAUAAAUAUAUUGGUACAAUGAUAAUAUUUAGAACAAGUGAAAUUCUUAUUCUUGCUUGUCUUGGAUUUUUAAAAAGAAAAGUUAAAAUAAUAUUUGGCAAGGAAAUAAAGUUUUUUGAAAUUACUG